UGGAAGGUGGAAUGGAGCACCCCCAUCCUUACUCGCCGGCGGACCUGCGCCUCCCCGGCUUUGUGCCUCUCCAGCUUUCCCAGAUGGAAAUCCUCCUCCCCUACCUCAUCAUCUCCAUUGUGAUCAUCGUCGCCGUCUGGCUCAUCUCCGGAAUGUAUGGAGGCAGGCUAUCCAAGACCGACCGCUGGCUCAUGUGCUGGUUUGUCUACACCGGUCUCACCCACAUAAUCACCGAGGGAGCCUUCGUCUUCUCCCCUAGGUUUUUCAGCAAUCAGAACCCCUCUUUCUUCGAUGAACUCUGGAAGGAGUUCGGCAAAGGCGACUCCAGAUGUGUCGCCAGAGACCCUGCAGCUGUUACAGUUUCAGGAAUCAAUGUGUUGUUGGCUGGUCCUGCAUCACUCCUUGCUGUCUAUGCCAUCGCAUCCCAAAAGGCCUACAGCCAUACCAUCCAGUUCACUGUUUCUCUCUGUGAGCUCUACGGGAUGUUGGUCUACUACGCCACAGCAUACCUGGAUGGCUUCAACUUCUGGGUUAGUCCGUUCUACUUCUGGGCUUAUUUCGUUGGCGCAAACAGUUCGUGGGUUGUGAUGCCAACUCUCGUUACCCUAAGGAGCUUUAAGAAGAUUUAUGCAGCGUUUCAAGUUGAAAAGAUGAAGACUACAUAGGCAUAUGGUUGUGCCACAGCUUGGCUGGAAUUAAUACACAUUUGUAGUACUGUGGACGACAUCAUUAGUUUGUUCCUCCUGUUGAAACCCUUGUAUUACUGAAAAGCUGCAUCCUACUGCCUCUGUUUUAUAAUGAAAGAUAUUGGACUUAUUU
Messenger RNA from Oryza brachyantha (malo sina), 819 nucleotides. RefSeq names its product probable 3-beta-hydroxysteroid-Delta(8),Delta(7)-isomerase. Gene Ontology annotation, cellular component: endoplasmic reticulum; membrane. The transcript has 4 exons. Gene Ontology annotation, biological process: sterol biosynthetic process. Lineage: Eukaryota; Viridiplantae; Streptophyta; Magnoliopsida; Poales; Poaceae. Gene Ontology annotation, molecular function: cholestenol delta-isomerase activity; C-8 sterol isomerase activity; steroid Delta-isomerase activity. The coding region runs from base 12 to 665 and encodes 217 amino acids. The record is from RefSeq and is a predicted model, not a curated record.